AUGCCUCGAUGUUUGAAUUCUGAAGAAUUAAUGGAGGUUUUCAAUGAGCUUGAUAAUAAUGGAGACGGUGUUGUCAGUCGACAGGAAUUAACUACAUGUUUAGUGAAAGCCGGGAUUUCUAUGGCGAAAAUCGAACAAGUAAUGAAUCAACUAGAUCUAAAUCGAGAUGGUUAUAUUACUCUUGAUGAAUUUAGAACAGCUUUAGGAUUGAAUAAAGAACCUGCAGCCGAAUGGAGACGUUUAUUCAUUCAAAUAGAUCAUGAUCGAAGUGGUGAAAUUGAUGUGAAUGAAUUAAAAUCAUUAUUUGAUGAAACUGGUAUGACUGUAUCACGUACAGUAUUAGAGGAAUGGAUACGUGAAAAUGAUAUAGAUGAAGAAGAGAAUAACUUAUACAAACUAAAGAGAUCAUCAAUAAAUACAAUGUCGAAUAAAGAAGCGUUGAUCAGAUUGUUUCAUAAAUUAGAUGAAAGUGGGGAUGGCAUUAUUUCAUGUGAUGAAUUAUACUCAGGAUUAAGUAAAGCUGGGGUUUCCCCAACUAUUAUACAGAAAUUGAUGGAUCGUUUGGAUCUAAACGGUGAUGGAAAGGUUACAUUUUCGGAAUAUGAAACAGCAGUUGGAAUCAAUAAUGAAUAA
Molecule: messenger RNA, 633 nt
Organism: Schistosoma rodhaini
Lineage: Eukaryota; Metazoa; Platyhelminthes; Trematoda; Strigeidida; Schistosomatidae
Source: the annotation of a GenBank genome assembly